AUGUACAAUAAGUUAAAUGAGAAAACUAUAAAUAACUAUAACUUAGGACAACUAGAUUCUUUUUGGAAACAUUUAUGGGCUUUAGAAAUAUCUCAAAGGAUUAAGAUUUUCACUUGGAAAUGUUUACAAAAUGCAGUUUCUACUAAUCUUAAACUGUCUAGGUUUAAGAAAGAUAUAACUCCAACCUGUACAUUUGGUUGUAUGGAAUCUGAAUCUAUUGAACACCUCUUUUUACAUUGUUCAUUUGCUAAAGCUGUUUGGACCACAAAUCCAUAUCCAGUAGAAUUAAACUUCAACAAUUCUACUACUUUCUUAGAUGUCUGUAAAGAAUGGAUCUGUAAAGAUAAUCCAACUAUUCAUAUAGAAAUUAUUAUGACUAAAAUCUGGUUUAUCUGGAAAGGUAGAUGCAAUAGAACAUUUGGUAAACAACAACAAUCCCAUAAUCAACUAGCUUUAGAAAUCCAGAGACACUUGGUGUUCUGGCAUAAGGAUAAAUACACAGUUCAUACUAGAUCAACUAAUGUAGGGAAUUCCUCUAAUGAUAAAUGGCAAGCUCCAGGAGCUGGUCAAGAUAAGAUUACCCUUGAUGCAGCCUGGAUUUCUAUAGAUGUUCUAGCAGGUUUCUCUUUAAUUUUCAGAAAUGCUGCAGGAAAUUUCGAACAAGGAAAAGCGAGACCAAUUACAGACUCAUCUCCAUAA
This is a messenger RNA of Papaver somniferum (opium poppy), 699 nucleotides long. RefSeq lists its product as uncharacterized. The record is from RefSeq and is a predicted model, not a curated record. Lineage: Eukaryota; Viridiplantae; Streptophyta; Magnoliopsida; Ranunculales; Papaveraceae. The transcript has a single exon. The coding region runs from base 1 to 699 and encodes 232 amino acids.